Molecule: messenger RNA, 1506 nt
Organism: Pogona vitticeps (central bearded dragon)
Lineage: Eukaryota; Metazoa; Chordata; Lepidosauria; Squamata; Agamidae
Product: non-structural maintenance of chromosomes element 3 homolog
Cellular component (GO): nucleus
Source: RefSeq, a predicted model, not a curated record
CAACCGUUCCCGCCUCGGUGGGGCGACGUUAUAACUGCUGCGUGAGGAAACAAGGCUCACAGGUCCUUUAACAAUGGUUUGCUGACGCGGUGGGAGACAAACGUCUCUCCGCCUCUCCUUUCCCUCAGAGACGCAAAAGGCGGGAAUAAAAGAGCCGUUAAACGAAGAAACGCUCGAGCUCCACCGGCCUCGCUAAGCCCCGCCGCUCACGAACCCCCCCCCCCAAGAAAACGAGGGAAGCGUCUGCCCAGAAGAGCAUGCGCACAAGGGAAGUAGUAGCCGCCGGGCGGAAGAGCGGGCGCAGGCGCAAACGCAAGAGUGGCGCGUAGUUGAAUGCUAGCGGAGAUAAUAUCUCCAAACUAUGUCUCACAAUAGGCGGAGUAGCAAAGGAGCUGGCCCUUCUCAAGAACAGCCCAUGGAUGUAGAUGAAGAAUACACAUUGACUCAAACACAGACACCCAGCCAGGUGCAACACGACCUGGAGCGGCGGCCCCAGAAUGAAGUGGAACAAAAAGUGAAUGAGUUGGUGCAGUUUCUACUGGUCAAAGACCAGAAGAAGAUCCCUAUUAAGAGAGCAGAUAUUCUAAAGCAUGUAAUCAAAGACUACAAAGAUGUAUUUCCUGAAAUCCUCAAACAUGCCAACAAGGCUCUUCAGCAGGUAUUUGGACUAGAAGUGGUCGAAAUUGACCCAAAGCUUCACACGUACAUCCUGAUCAGUAAAUUGCUGCCCUUGGAAGGAGAGAUUAUGAAUGAGGAUGAAAACACCCCUAAGAUGGGCCUUCUUAUAAUCAUUCUUAGCCUUAUCUUCAUGAGGGGCAGUGUGAUCAAAGAAUCCGCUGUUUGGGAGAUGCUGAGAAGACUGCGAAUUGAAUCCUCUGGGGAGAAGCACAAGAUCUUUGGUGAUGUAAAGAAAUUAGUGACAGAAGAAUUUGUUAGGCAAAAAUACUUGGAAUAUACUCGUCUCCCCCACACAGACCCACCAGAGUUUGAAUUCAGAUGGGGACCACGGGCUAUGAAAGAGACUUCCAAGAAGCAGAUCCUCCAGUUUGUAUCUAAGAUACAGAACAAGAACCCUAAAACUUGGAUGAGCCAGUUCAAUGAAGCUGAAGCAGAGGCCAGGGAGGCGGGCAGAACCUAGCCGUCAUGAUGUUGGACACACAGGAGCUAUCAACCCAAGUCCUCUUCAGUCCUAAGAACUACAGGGUCUAACUACAACCCUCCUGGGCCACAUAUGGCUGCUGCGGGAGAGGUGCCUUGAGUUACAUUUGGUAGGAGCUGUGCACCACCACGUAUGGUACAUUUUCCUAACCUUCUGUCUCUUCCUAUGAACGAAACUUUGACCUGCCAUGUAGUUUACUGUAGUCAUGUUUUUUUCUGGAUGCUUUGAAACUGAUGUGGAGAAGACACAAAAUUGUUAGGUAUUUAACUGUUUCUGCAGUACAGAUGAUACGUGUUGACAAAAAAAGUGCAAUUAAAACAAUAUAAAGUAAUUAUGCUUAGAAACAA